Messenger RNA from Ruditapes philippinarum (Manila clam), 504 nucleotides. RefSeq lists its product as uncharacterized. The transcript has 2 exons. NCBI's taxonomy places the organism in Eukaryota, Metazoa, Mollusca, Bivalvia, Venerida, Veneridae. The record is from RefSeq and is a predicted model, not a curated record. The coding region runs from base 1 to 504 and encodes 167 amino acids.
AUGACUAAGAUAGUUCAGGAGUAUUCAAGAGUUCCUAAAGAUGUCACCAAGAUAGUUCAGGAGUAUUCAAGAGUUCCUAAAGAUGUCACCAAGAUAGUUCAGGAGUAUUCAAGAGUUCCUAAAGAUGUCACCAUGAUAGUUCAGGAGUAUUCAAGAGUUCCUAAAGAUGUCACCAAGAUAAUAGUUCAGGAGUAUUCAAGAGUUCCUAAAGAUGUCACCAAGAUAGUUCAGGAGUAUUCAAGAGUUCCUAAAGAUGUCACCAAGAUAGUUCAGGAGUAUUCAAGAGUUCCUAAAGAUGUCACCAAGAUAGUUCAGGAGUAUUCAAGAGUUCCUAAAGAUGUCACCAAGAUAGUUCAGGAGUAUUCAAGAGUUCCUAAAGAUGUCACCAUGAUAGUUCAGGAGUAUUCAAGAGUUCCUAAAGAUGUCACCAAGAUAGUUCAGGAGUAUUCAAGAGUUCCUAAAGAUGUCACCAUGAUAGUUCAGGAGUAUUCAAGAGUUCCUUAA